ACAAAAACGGUGAGCUCCCAAUUUCCCACUUGUCAAAUAAAGAGAGCAUCAAGUUUUUUUCUAGUUUGAAGUAUUCACAUUGGUCAUCUUUUUUGACCUCUUCCCCUAUAUAAGGACUCAAUGAAAUACUGACCUGCAUAAUAACACAUAUUCUCUUAUUUGUAAAGUCAAAAAGAGAAUGGCUGCCCUCUCUCUAGAUCCGAGACUGAGUCUCAAUGCAAGAAAACACCACCAUCACGGUGCUUUAGUGGAAGAAAUAGAAGGGCUCAUCAGGGUAUAUAAAGAUGGGCAUGUUGAAAGGCUACCUAUCAUCCCAAAUGUCCCUUGCAGCAUUCCUUCUGAGCUAAGGGUGACUUCAAGGGAUAUUGUCUUGGACAGAUCAACUAAUCUGUGGGCACGUGUCUAUGUUCCGCAAGGACAAAGGAACCUGCCUCUACUUGUCUACUUCCACGGAGGAGGUUUCUGUGUAGGUUCAGCAGCGUGGAACUGUUACCAUGACUUCAUAUCCAACCUAGCAUCUAAAGCAGGUUGUGUAGUCAUGUCGGUAAACUACCGUCUAGCCCCUGAAAACCGUCUUCCUGCUGCCUAUGAGGAUGGUUACAACACCGUCAUGUGGGUGAAGGAGCAAGCUACCAAUGGCUCAAGAGAGCAUUCUUGGUGGCUAAGCUGCUGCAAUUUCUUAGGUUUCUUCCUAGCAGGUGACAGCGCAGGAGCUAACAUAGCUCAUAAUGUCGUUCUAAGAUUUGGGGACAGCAGAUCAGCAAGGUCAACCCUUCUAAGGCCACUCUCUCACCGAGGCACUAUCCUAAUCCAACCUUUCUUUGGAGGUGAGGCACGGACUGCAUCUGAAAAGGCCCCUCAACCAUAUGGAUCAGCACUUACUUUAUCAGCAGCUGAUACCUAUUGGCGGUUAUCCCUCCCUAUGGGCUCUACCCGGGAGCAUCCAUGGUGCAACCCUCUAGCCAAAGGUGCAGCUAAAUUGAAUAGUAUAGAACUUCCAGCUACAAUGGUGUUUGUGUCAGACAUGGAUAUCUUGAUGGAUAGGAACAAGGAGUUCUGCUCUACCAUGGCUAAUGCAGAUAAGAAGGUAAAAAUGAUGGUCUACAAGGGUGUGGGUCACGCAUUUCAGAUCCUACAUAGCUCGUCACUCUCCAAAGCUCGCACACAAGAAAUGAUUGGCCACUUAAAAGCUUUCAUUCACAGCUGAACAGAAUAAUCCCUGAGAAUCUGUGAUCAUUACUUUUUCUAAGUUCAUUCCUGCUUCAAUUUAGGUCUUAUAGUAGUAUCUGUUAUUUACCUAUUACAUGAAAAUGCCAAACUUUGUACAGAAUAUGUAUUGUGGAGUGAUAUGAUUACUGAAAUCUAGCAUAAUUUGCUGGAUAUUCCCAUUGUUCAUUAUAUUUACUUCAUUCAUUUAGAUCCUAAUAUCAAAGUUUGAAUCUUGGUGACAUCAACUUAAGAAUUCUUAGCACAAAUAAUUGGAGAAUCAUAUUAAAUCCAUUAUUUUCCGCAAUAGUUACUUAUGUUACAACGCCUACCCUAAGCAAGAGGGAAAUAUAUAACAGGUGAAAAGCAAAAACAAGGGAUCACACAAACCCCUAUUACUAUCCCAUCUCACCCUCCGAAAUUAAUUAAUCUUACACUCAUGAACAAUAAAAACAGCUAAUUGAAACCUCUAAUAGCAGCUCACAAAACAAAGUGCUAGUUGCUAAUACAAAACAUAAGCAAAUUCAUCCAAUUAACAAAAAUCCUGGCAAUUAAAAAAUGUAAACACACAUGCAAACAAUAAUAAUAAAUCACAAAAUUAACACAAAAUAACAAUAAAAUUUCUAGU
Messenger RNA from Chenopodium quinoa (quinoa), 1834 nucleotides. Its product is annotated as probable carboxylesterase 17. Lineage: Eukaryota; Viridiplantae; Streptophyta; Magnoliopsida; Caryophyllales; Amaranthaceae. Bases 179 to 1207 code for a protein of 342 amino acids. Gene Ontology annotation, molecular function: hydrolase activity. The record is from RefSeq and is a predicted model, not a curated record. The transcript has a single exon.